This is a messenger RNA of Chondrus crispus (carragheen), 3879 nucleotides long. RefSeq names its product putative adenylate cyclase. Gene Ontology annotation, cellular component: cytoplasm. Bases 1 to 3879 code for a protein of 1292 amino acids. Gene Ontology annotation, biological process: cyclic nucleotide biosynthetic process; intracellular signal transduction. Lineage: Eukaryota; Rhodophyta; Florideophyceae; Gigartinales; Gigartinaceae. The transcript has a single exon. Gene Ontology annotation, molecular function: protein binding; adenylate cyclase activity. The record is from RefSeq and is a predicted model, not a curated record.
AUGCAUCUUUCGGCGCCUGCCAGCACGGCUCUCCAAGCACACGAAGAUCAAGCACGCGGUUAUCAAAUUGCCCAGGCGAUUCUUCCGCCAGAUUUGCUUCAGUGUUUAGCCGAAUACCCAGCCGGACGACUAAGCCUGCAAAUAUCGCGCGCAUUAGUAAAGAUUCCGUUUGAGGUGAUCGUUGAUUUGACGGGUCCAUGGCAAUCUCGUUUUUCUAUUGUGCGAACGCUGUCCGACCUGGAGUUACCCGACGCUGAGGAAGUCCAGAGUUGGUCGCCUGCGCCAGACGAUCGCCUGUUGAUCGAUGUCAUCUCGGAUGGCGAGAGCCUGCAGGAACGGCAGGCCUGGGAUGAUGCACUGAUGUCGUGCGGCCUGAGCGGUCUUUGCGAGCCGAACGACCCAUGCCUGAUCAUUGCCAACGAUAGCAAGAUUGCUCAGGAGCAUUUUCGCCGAACAGCUUUGCCUAAGCCGAUCGUUUGGAUUUGGCCCACUACAGGUGAGGAUAUCGAAGCUGUUGCAUUGUUGACUGGCCAUGGACAUGCAGUCCUUGCCCUUGAUGUCUCACGAACCGAGCAAACCAUGCUCCAAGCAGGCUUGCCACUGUUGGCCGCUUGUGCGCGUGGCCAGCCGAUCCCAGAAGCGAUCCGACAGGCAACGCAGACUGAGGCAUGCCCAGGCACGCCUUGGCGCGCCUAUAACGUGCCAUAUCGUUUAUUCAUUGCUUCGACGAACGGACGGGCAAAGCUCGCACACGGUGAGAAUCGUCAAGUCACCGCGCUAUCGCUAGAUCUAGCGGGGUCCACGUCGCUGAUCCAGGCGUUAGGAAGCGAGGGUUAUAGCGAGAUGCUGAGCGAGCUGCACCAGAUCUGCGUUGACUGUGCUGAAGAACGCGGUGGGGUUCAAUACGGACGACUGGGCGAUGAUAGCUCGAUGAUCGUUUUUGGGCUCCCGCGGGCGCUCGAGGACGCAGCCCAACGGGCGAUGACGACGGCGCUGGCAAUGCAGCGAGCAAUCGCUGCAUUGCCUGGAAGCCCGAAAUUGCGGAUUGGUAUCGCAACGGGCCGCGUGUCCGUGCAUCAGGAUGUGCCGUAUGGGCAGACGGUACAUCUCGCCGCCAGGCUCCAAGCUUUGGGCGACCCGGGCGAUGUCAUUGUCGAUGCCACCAGUCGCUCGCUAUCGCAGCAAGAAUUUGUCUUUGGCAGCCAAACGGAUUACCAAGUAGUUGACACCGAUUUAGGACAGCUCUCCGGCGCUACGCUUCUGGGGAGCAGGGAGAGUCAGCAACCGCUGCCUGCCGCUGCGGCGCUGGCCCCGUUCGUGGCGAGGGAGGCAGAACUUGCCGAUAUCAAAAGCUAUUGGCAUCGGUCUUGUGCGGGCGAGGUGAUUGCUUUAACGCUCCGCGGAGAGGCUGGCAUUGGUAAGACGCGGCUUAUUCGAGAGUUUUUGCAGACGGUGGACGGUGAGUCUGCCUUGAUAUUCCAGAUCCGGGGACUGCCUGAUUUUCAGCGCAGUCCCUUCAGAAGCCUGAUUGACGCGCUCGAGCGUGGCUACCAACUCCAAUCGGGCGAUAGUACUGAGCACAUGCGUUUGACCCUUGAAAAAGGGACUGCCCUACCCGUGACGGCGAACGAUGCGGUGUUGCAAUUGGUGGUGCUAUUGGGGAUGACUCCUGCCUCGUCGGCUCCUGGCACAACCCCAAACGCCAGCAAAGAAAGCGGUGAGAAGCUUCGGGCCGAUAUUUUCGAGACCGUUUACCAGGUCGUGAUGAGAUGCGCACGGACCCGGCCGCUGGCAGUUGUGGUUGAAGAUAUGCAGUGGGUCGACCAUUCAACGCUCGAGGCCUUAACGAGCUUGUUCAAUAGAGUUCGAGAUGACCAAGGCUUGCCGAUCUUCUUUCUGACAUCGGCUAGAGAAGGCACUCAGGCCAUGGAGUUGCCUGAUACAAAUGUGUUGGAGAUUGAAAAGCUAUCGCACGCCGCUUCUCGAUGGUUGGUAAGAGAGAUUGGCGGCGAAAAGCUGUCAGCCAAUGCUAUCGAUCGGCUCGCUAAGCGCGCCAACGGUAUUCCACUAUUUCUUGAAGAGUCGGCCAAGAUUGCCGUUGACACUCAGAGAGGGCCGGAAGAUUGGCAGACCACUGUCCCUGAGUCGUUAGAUGCCCUGCUAAUGACUCGGCUCGAUCAUGCAGGCCAAGACGCUAAGUCGUUGGCGCAGGUGGCAUCCGUGCUAGGACGAGGCGUACCAGUUGCGCUCUUAGAAACCAUUUCAAAAGACGCAGCCUUGCCGGUCUCCGUUGGAGUAUUCGAUGAGACGCUUCUGGCGCUUGAGAGCAGUGGCAUUGUCUAUCGGUCAGAAACCGCCACUUCGGCUCGCUUAUCUUUUAAGCAUGAGCUGCUUCGAGAUGUUGCCUAUUCUUCGAUGUGGGUGAGAGAUCGAAACACCAUUCACGCCUUAACGGUCUCCUACUUAGAGACAAGCUUCUCAGACCUUGUUCGACAUCAGCCAGACACAUUGGCUUAUCAUUAUCGCGCCUCUGGGCAGUAUGCCGACGCAGCGCGUGAGUGGGAAAAGGCAGCUACUUUGGCAGCGGCAACGUCCGCCAAUAUGGAGGCUAUUGAUCACUUAAACUCGGCUAUCGAAAGCCAGAAUCAAGUCUCACCCACGAUUGAUAGCGAACGCGCCGAACUGCGCCUUCAACUGAAACUAGCGGCGCGCCUGAUAGCCUCAGAUGGAUACGGGGCGGCGCUGGUAGAGCAAGUUUACGCCCGUGCCGAAGCGCUUGCCCGCCGGCUGGAAGAUAGUGCGGCGAAACUUAAAGCGCAGCUUGGACUGGAAAGCGUUUAUGUGAUGCGAGGCAAACUACGACUCGCUACAACACUGGCUAGAAGCGUACUUGAAACGGCCGUUGCUUUAGUUGACGAAGGCGCUAAUCCAGCAAUGCUGAUGCAAGCACGAUGGGCAUUGGCAAAUGUACUUUUUCAUUCGGGACAGUCGACAGAAGCGAUGCUGCUCUUUGAAAAGUGUUUGGCCGAGUAUCGAGCCGACAUGCACCAGCCUCAUGCUGUUCAAGACCCGGGCGUCAUGUGCCUGUGUUAUUCGGCUUGGGCAUUGUGGGAGAUGGGUUAUGCCGAUCAGGCUAAAAGUCGCAUCGAAGAAGUGGUCUCGCUGGCCGGCAGGCUCAAGCACAAGUUUAGCGAAGCGCAAGCUCAUGGAUUUGCGGCAAGCCUUUGCUUGUUUCGAGGGGAGUUGGACCAAGGCCUAUCACAUGCGGAAAGGUCAAUCCAGAUCAGUGAAGAGUCGGGCUUUAGCGUCUGGUUUGCCCACGCCACAAUCAUUCGGGGCCGUUUGCGCGCCUUAACGAACCGCAGCGAUGACUCGAUAGCGGAAAUGUCAAAAGGCUAUCAAUUGUGGGCGUCCACAGGCGCUGUGAUUACCUGUCCAUUCUAUUUAGCCCUGAUUGCAGAGACUCACUUAGAAAGAGAGCAAAUUGAAGCCGCUAAAACCUGUGUAGAUCAGGCUCUUCAAAUUAUUGAAAGCUCCAACGAGAUGUAUCACAAAGCCGAGUUGCUUCGGUUAUCGGGACAGAUCGCCUAUGCAAAAGGUGAACCCGUUCAGGGACAGGCUCUUGUUGCGCAAGCGAUUUCUCUCUCCAACGAACAAAACAAGCCAGCAUUCGCUUUACGGGCGUCGAUGGUGGCGAGCGAACGCCUGAGUCGAAACGGCCAUCAUGAACAAGCCAGAUUGAUGAUCAACCAAGCCAUUGAGCCAUUUAGUGAGGGAUUCGAUACGGCUGACCUUUUAGCAGCCAAAUACUUGCAACAAACCCAAUCGACACAGGUGAUCUCACCCAGCAAUUCUGAUGGAUCAGAACAUCGUCGGUAA